This is a messenger RNA of Pyricularia pennisetigena, 1647 nucleotides long. RefSeq lists its product as uncharacterized. Gene Ontology annotation, molecular function: mannan endo-1,6-alpha-mannosidase activity. Bases 1 to 1647 code for a protein of 548 amino acids. Gene Ontology annotation, biological process: carbohydrate catabolic process; fungal-type cell wall biogenesis. Lineage: Eukaryota; Fungi; Ascomycota; Sordariomycetes; Magnaporthales; Pyriculariaceae. The record is from RefSeq and is a predicted model, not a curated record. The transcript is spliced from 6 exons.
AUGCACAAUGCAUUCUUAAAGGCCGUUGCGGCGGUCCUACUUGCUAGCCAAGCAGUCGAUGCUGCUUAUAGUAUAGGAUCCGACGAUGAGAUCAAGGCCUCGGCAAGAACCAUUGCCUACGACCUCAUGAGCUACUACAACGGCAACCAGUCGGGCCAGGUGCCGGGGAUCCUGCCCGGCCCGCCGCCCAAGGGCGAAUACUACUGGUGGGAAGGCGGCGCACUGAUGGGCGCCAUGAUAGACUACUGGCACCUGACGGGCGACGCGACCUACAACGACGUCGUGUCCCAGGGCAUGCUCCACCAGGUCGGGGAUAAUCGCGACUACCAGCCCAUCAACUACACGGCGUCACUAGGCAACGAUGACCAGGCCUUUUGGGGCAUGAGUGCCAUGCUCGCCGCCGAGGUCAACUUUCCUAACCCGCCCUCGGAUCAGCCGCAGUGGCUGUCGCUCGCCCAGGCCGUCUUCAACACCCAGGCGGCCCCUGCGAGGCACGACAGUACUUGCGGCGGAGGGAUGAGAUGGCAGAUACCGGCUGCGAAUAACGGAUAUAAUUACAAGAAUAGUAUUGCGAAUGGUUGUUUCUUCAACAUUGGCGCAAGGUUGGCUCGGUAUACAGGCAACUCUAGCUAUGCUGACUGGGCAGAGAAACAAUGGGACUGGAUGAGGGGCGUUGGCUUUAUGGACGCAGACUACAACAUCUAUGAUGGAGCCCACGUAGAAACGAACUGCACCGACAUCAACCGAGCACUGUUUUCUUACACCUACGGGGUCAUGGUGCUGGGUGCAGCCAACAUGUACAAUUUUACCAAUGGCAGCGCAAAGUGGGAAGCGCGGGUCAAGGGCCUCCUCACGGCAACAUUCGAAACCUUCUUCCUCGACGACAUCAUAAAUGAGGUCGCCUGCGAGCCGUACGACUCGUGCACAACCGACAUGCUCAGCUUCAAGGGCUACGUGCACCGGUGGCUGACGACGGCGACGACGGUGGCGCCAUUUGCGCAGGCCCAGGUCCUGCCGAUCCUGCGAAAGUCGGCCGAGGCGGCCGUGGCGACGUGCACGGGCGGCAAGGACGGGAGGCAGUGCGGCUUCAAGUGGUCAAACAAAACAUUCGACGGCAAGACGGGCGCGGGCCAGCAGAUGAACGUGCUCGGGGCCGUCACGUCGCUGCUGCAAAAGGCGAAGGAGAGCGCGCCCCUGACCAACAGCACGGGCGGCACCAGCGUCGGGGACCCGGACGCCGGCACGGGAUCGCAGGUCGACAUCGGCGCCGGGUUUCGCGCCAUCACGGCCGGCGACAGGGCCGGCGCGUCGUUCCUCACCAUCGCCAGCGUGCUGCUCAUCGGGUUCCUGUUCUUUUGGGUGGUCUCGGACAUGGGCGAAGAGGACGCCAACCCUGACGGGGCAGAGGAGGUGAGAGAAAGGAAGGAAAAGGCCAGGGAUGCGGGGCUUCUACGGCGACUGAGGGGUGGAUAUCGGGGGGUUUACACAGGCGACGAUGGAGGGGAUGUUGAUAGUCGGAACGAAAAAAAGCGGGCUCGGCUCCCGCUCGCCAGGGGGCACUUGAAGCAGAGAAGAGCGGAAAAGGACAGGCGGAAAGUAAAGAUACCUCUAUUGUAUAAUUUUUGGCAGCCGGAUAGCAAGGAGUAG